UUCUUUCUAGAGAUAGAAAAACGAUCAUUCAGUUCACAUAACUUUUACUGGUGGGCCAGAUGUUUCUCGAAACCACCGUUGAGUAAACCGAAACCCUUCUUCCCUCCUUUUACACAGUUGGAAUCCAGCCAAAAUCUGAUUGGCUGAGAACCAGGGUGCUUGCCAAAUAAUCUUGGAAGCAGAGCUCAACACUAGCCGUCAUUGUAGCGCCUUCUGAGAAUUCAUCGACAUUGAGGUUCAGUAAGUCUUACCGUUCGGAACGCGAGACAUCUAAAACGUAAAGUGGAACGAAGUGACAGUUUUACGUUUACUCGAGUUUCUUACACUUCUAUAUCAUUCAAGUCGGAGUAUCGUAUAAUUUUGAUUUGAUUUUAAUAAUAGCUGAGAAGGUACGAACGACAACGCAGAGAUAUAGCGAUGGUGGAAGAAAAGAAGCUAUAUGAUUCCCCAGAAGAAAGCAAGGAAGAUUUGUCAGAAGACGACAAAGAGAAGAUGGUGUCGAGUUAUCUAGCCACCCACCCAGACUUUGUUAGGGAAUGGUUUAUUAAUUAUGUACCACGUGAUUUGGUGCAAGAGUUGAUGAAAACUCAAGAAGCUAUAGGUCAGGACGAAGAACUCACACUGACCAAUAGUCAUGUGGCGCGCGUAGGCCGGAACUCUGUUACUUCAGAACUGUUUCGAGACAUGUUGGCGGGACCUCGAAAGAGAAAAGUGAGUCAGGAUAUGAAGAAUAAGGUGAUUUUAAAGCACCAGUUGAGGACUUUAGAUGAGAACGAAUUGUUAAUGGAACUUAUUAGGGACAUCGCCAACGAGUUGGACAUUGACACGCUUUGCCAUAAGAUACUGGUCAACGUUUGUAUCUUGACUGAUAGCGACAGGAGUAGUCUUUUCCUUGCUAAAGGGAGUAGAGGACAGCGUUAUCUUGUGGCAAAACUUUUUGAUGUAACAGCAAAUUCUGUUCUGGAAGAUGCACUCUCAGCAGCAAUAGAAGAUGCUAAAAUUCCCCCCAUUCCUUUUGGAGUUGGAAUAGCUGGCCAUGUGGCAAGGACCAAGGAAACCGUGAAUAUCAAAGACGCCUAUCAA
This is a messenger RNA of Limulus polyphemus (Atlantic horseshoe crab), 1083 nucleotides long. Its product is annotated as cGMP-specific 3',5'-cyclic phosphodiesterase-like. The record is from RefSeq and is a predicted model, not a curated record. NCBI's taxonomy places the organism in Eukaryota, Metazoa, Arthropoda, Merostomata, Xiphosura, Limulidae. Gene Ontology annotation, molecular function: protein binding. The transcript is spliced from 2 exons. The annotation marks the transcript as partial.